Betta splendens (Siamese fighting fish) is the source of this 6117-nucleotide messenger RNA. It is a transcript of the gene znf532, whose product is annotated as zinc finger protein 532. The record is from RefSeq and is a predicted model, not a curated record. The coding region runs from base 1042 to 4908 and encodes 1288 amino acids. Lineage: Eukaryota; Metazoa; Chordata; Actinopteri; Anabantiformes; Osphronemidae. The transcript is spliced from 9 exons.
UCUAUAUAUGCAUGGAUGUGCAUGUUUCUGUGUGUCUAUGUGGCACCAUACAGGAGGGCAUGUGUGUGAUGGCAGCCUGGGGAGGGAUGUGCAUGAACGGCCUGUGUUUGCCUACGUCCGAUUGUCACAGUUGGAUUUUGAGCGCGAUGCUGCCAGCACGUGAGACCCACCACUAGUGUGUAUAGGUGCUUGAAGAACAGGCCAGGGUACCAGACAUCAGGGUGUUGUUGCUAUUGUCAAGGUUUUUGUGCUCAAACUCUAAAGGAGCUCCUCUUAAUGUCCACAUCUGCCUUUCAACAUUUUAUUUAGCUAAAUAUAAACCCCAGCAUGGUGCAGUUUGCUGAGACGUAUUGCAGUGAUUCCUCCGAGGUGGGCACGCUGCUGCUUCCUGUGUGUUUCUGAGGCCGUGCUGCAGCGCAGAGCUUUAUGUCGGGUGACCAGAACCAGUUAAAACCGGUUUGAGGCAGACGAAGGGCUGACGGGAACAAUGCCGCCUCUGUGCUACGCUAGAGCUAGCCGGGGCUACUCCAUGGCAGCACCUCAGCCCAGCGACAAGAGGCACAAACGCUGCUGCUGCUGGCUGGAUGUCGGGGGCUGUGCGCUGAGCUCCGCGGCAAAGGGAGCAGGGGGAUAUGGGAAGGGAAGAGGGCAGGGGGACAUGGCUGCCUGGGGGUCUGUAUCUGCAGCCUACACGUCCUGCUACACACACACACACACACAGAUGAACAUAUGAUCUGUCUGGUUUCAUGUCUCCGUGCUGCUAGUGGUGCAGAGUAACCCUAGAGGAUCCUCACCACGACCAUCACCACUCACCAGAUCCCUGGAUGUAACCUGACCCUGUAUUCUGGGCCUUUGCCUGGUUGGGAAAGAACAGGACCCCCCCCCCCCCCGGAAGGGUGGGGUGAAUGGAUUUCUGUGGGUUAGUAGUGUUGUGACUGUGUUUGUUGCAGGAUGGAAGGAAGGAAGGAAUGAAGGCUUGGCUAGUGGCUGGACAGGGACGAGGCGAGAGGGUAAACUCGUCAUCAGUAUAGGAGCAGAACCAUGGGAGAUAUGAAGACUCCAGAUUUUGAUGAUCUGCUGGCUGCCUUUGACAUCCCAGACAUGAUGGAUCCUAAAGUCACCAUUGGAUCUGACCACCACCAUGAUGGACAACUCAAACAACCCAGUGGUGGAGGGACUUUAAAUGAUGAGGAGACCCACAACAUCUCACUGGGACAAGAUGUGGGCGUUAGUGUCAUUGUCAAAAACAUUAGAAAUACAGACCCCAGAGAGCCUGGCGGAACCAUAUCAGAGAGGGAUGAGAAUUUCCAUCUGAACCAUCAAACACAUUCUGUGCCCACCAACAGAAAACCCCAUAAUGGACUCUUGCCCAGCAUACCACCUACUCGUUCCACCAAGACUGGACGAAAAGCUGCACAAGAGCAAGCACUGCCUACUAGCAAAACAUCGUCUACCUGCAAUCAGUUCAGCCCCAUCUCCAGCGCUGAAGAGUUUGAUGACGAUGAUAAAAAUGAGGUAGAGGACCUCAUGGACAAAGACGCUGGUCCAUUGUUUAGGUCCAUUGUUAAGAGGAAAGACCAAAUUUGUAAAUCAAUAGUAUCAGUGGAAAAAAUAUCAAAGUCUAAGGUAAACAGAGACCAAAAACCUGAUCAAAACAACAACAAUGGCACUGGUGUUUCCAAGUCUAAAAAAAGUCCUCGGUCAAAGUUACUAGUUGAGGAACUCAAGGCAACUGUCCUCAGGACUCAAGGUGAGGAGGAAAACAAGGUCAGGGUAAAAGCAAAGCCCUCUGCCAAACUGUCUUCUUGUAUAGCUGCCAUAGCAGCUCUGAGUGCCAAAAAGACCAGCACUGCAGACAUGGGGAUUUUGGAUCAACUGGCAACGCAGAAAGAAUCCAUCCAUACAAGUGAAAAUCACAGCACUGCAGAGAAAACACAGGAGCAGGGGUCAGGCCCAGAGUCUGCAAAAAGGCUGUCAACAAGACCACCAGAGAGCCCCUCAAGCGUCACCAGUGAGGGUAGCAGCAAAACCUCUGCCUCAAGCACAGACCAUGUCAUCCCAAAGGUCAGGAUCAAAACAAUCAAGACGUCAUCUGGGCAGAUCAAGCGUACAGUCACCCGUGUCCUCCCGGAGUUUGAUCUGGAGAGUCUACAAAAAGGAGACAGUAGCUUGUCCGGCAGUGCAAUUUUCUCAUCUCCUGCAAGGAUGUCUUUGCCAACCACUGUGGUAGCCACUACUGGAGGCCCUUCAAUUGAAAUAACAAAGCAAAUGACAAUUAAACCUGUGGCAACUGCUUUCCUGCCAAUCUCCGCCGUCAAAACAGCUGGUUCUCAAGUCAUCAACCUUAAGCUGGCCAACAAUACCACAGUCAAAGCAACAGUCAUCCCUGCUGCAUCAGUGCAAAGUGCCAGCAGCGCCAUCUUGAAAGCUGCUAAUGCCAUCCAGCAACAGGCUGUGGUGGUACCUGCUUGCAGCUUGACAAAUGCCAAACUUGUGCCAAAGACAGUCCAUCUGAGUAACAUCAAUCUUCUGCCUCAGACGGCCACCUCUGCUGCCUGUGACCUCCAACAGGCCCUGUGUUCCGCAAAACAGCUCCAACAAUCACGGCGUCAAGUAAAACAACAGACAAUUGUCACUGGCCAGGCCUCAAAGAAAGUCUCAAAGGUUCAAGUGUUCACUAGCUCGCAAAGUUCUGUGGUGGAUGCCUUCAAUAAAGUUCUGAGUAGCAUAAAUCCUGUCCCUCUUUACAUCCCUAACCUCUCUCCUCCAACCUCAGCCUGUAUCUCUCUACCAUCACGUGGCUACAAGUGCCUGGAGUGUGGAGAUUCAUUUGCUCUUGAGAAGAGUCUGACGCAGCACUACGACCGUCGAAGUGUGAGAAUUGAGGUUACUUGCAACCACUGUUCCAAAGGUCUAGUGUUCUACAACAAAUGCAGCCUGUUGUCUCAUGCCAGGGGCCACAAGGACAAGGGGGUGGUGAUGCAGUGCUCACAUCUAAUCCUAAAACCCAUUCCUGCAGAUCAGAUGAUAAGCGCAUCGCUGUUAUCAGGUCCACCUAGCCUCACCAAUGCCACCACCGCCUCUCAAACCCAGGCACCCACAAGUCAAAUUACAGGAAAGGUGGUUGGUGGCAGUUCCCAAGCUGCAGUGACUUCCGCUCCAUGCAGUGCCCCUCUUGUGGCAGCCAUGCCUUUAGAGGAUGAUGGCUCAAAGCUCUCCAGGCAUUGCCCAAAAUGCUCUGAGUGUGAUGAAAUGUUCCAGGAUGACAGCUCACUAGCCAUGCACUACCAAGAGGCACUAGAGUCCAGCGGGCAGAAAACGUGCACUAUUUGCCAAAUGCUCCUCCCAAACCAGUGCAGUUUUCUGUCACACCAGCGAAUCCACCAGCACAAGUCUCCUUACAUCUGCCCAGAAUGUGGCGCUAGCUGCCGAUCUGUCCAUUUCCAAUCACAUGUCACCAAGAACUGCCUGCAUUACACUCGCAGAGUUGGGUAUCGCUGUAUCCACUGUAGCGUGAUCUUCGCAGACCUUGCAACUCUGAAAUCGCACAUCCAAAGUACUCACUGUGAGGUCUUCUAUAAAUGUCCUCUCUGUCCUAUGGCCUUCAAGUCAGCGCCUGGAAUGCACUCUCAUGUGUACACUCAGCAUCCAGGAAUGAAAGCGGGAGAGCCCAAGAUGAUCUACAAAUGCUCCAUGUGUGACACUGUGUUCACUCUGCAGUCCCUGCUCUACACACACUUCGACCAACAUGUCACCAAUCAUAAUGUUUCAAUGUUCAAAUGUCCUGACUGCUCCAUGCACUACGCACAGAAACAGCUAAUGCUGGACCAUAUCAAGUCAAUGCAUGGAACCCUGAAGUCCACUGUGGGUCCACCCAACGUGGGGAGUAACCUUCCUCUCAGCACCAAGCCCACCAACUCUAACAAUAGUAACAGCAUCAGCACCGGCAAUAACAUCAAAGACAGAGGAAAUGCAAACAGUCAAGACAACAUAGAAAAGAAGCCUCCGCCAUCACUGCUAAAGAAAAGCAGCAGUAGCAGCUCAGAGGAUCUUAAGAAUGCUCCCAGCUCAGGUUAUACAUGUGGAGACUGCAACGGCCUCUUCAGCUCCAGGGAGACCUACGUGGCACACGUGCGGCGCGAACACGGCAAGAUACUGAAGAGGCACCCAUGUCGACAGUGUGACAAGUCCUUCAGUUCUACCCACAGUCUUUGUCGACACAACCGUCUCAAACACAAGGGGCUGCGCAAGGUCUACACCUGCCCGCACUGUCCACCUCUCAGUCAGCCAUUCACUAAACGAGUGCUGCUGGAUCAGCACAUUGAGCUGAUGCAUGGAGUCACACACCCAGAAGUGACUGGCCACGGUGAUCAAACAGAGGAUGAACCUGACAAGGAAACGAAUCCAAGACUGAAAAGAAAGGCUGAGGAGGAGGAGGGGUCUCCCACCCUGAACCCCAGGGGCUCAGACGCACAGCCUUUGAAGAGGCUCAAAGUGAACAUCCUCAAAGUUCACAAGUGUGCUGUCUGCGGCUUCACCACUGAGGAUAUCACUGCCUUCCACAAACACAUUCCCCAACACAGGACUGACGGCUCAUCCUACCAGUGUCAAGAGUGUGGCCUCUGCUACACAUCCCACCGCUCGCUGGCCAGACACCUCUUUAUUGUCCACAGACUCAAGGAACCACAAGGCCUCGCCCGAUAUAACGGGGGACGGGGGAAGGAUGAUGACGAGAGUCAAAGAGAGAACCAGAUGGACAUCACGGAUGAAAACGACGACGGGACACCAAGCACCAAGUGCAAAGUAUGCGGGAAGAUGUUUGAAACAGAGGGACAUCUAAACACUCACAUGAGGACGCAUGGGAUGGCAUUUAUAAAGUCAAAGCGACUGAACGCAGUAGAGAAGUGAAGACUUUUUGAUACCAAGCCUAUACAGUUUGCUAAACUGUUGUAGACAACUUACAGUAGCUGCAGUUAAGCUGUAGAUACCCAAUGUACAUACUACCAUACACACUAAGCUAUGUAAUACAUGUCACUUUACAGUAGGUCUUUAAGUAAAAGGAAGAAGAUAGCUUUUUGUACACAUAGAUGUUUCUAUAGUCCUUAAAUAGAUCUUUUUAUAGAAGAGUAUUUUAUUUUAAACUGGUUACAUUGUGUUCUCAUUAGAACUUGACAAUGUAUGGAUAUAUUAUUGUAUUUAUCCUCAUACUGUACAUUUAGCAGUAUUCAGAAUUUUCAGUGCUGCUAAUGUCCAAUGAAUGUCUGCUAGAUAGCAUAUUAAACGUAGCUUCAGGUUUCUCUCGUUUUUAGUUCAUUCUGUCUGCAGUUUUAACACAAGAGCUUAGUGGAAGUUGCAUCAGAACUUCUUUGCUUUAAUCGGUGACCUGAACCUGACCCCACUCAAACAAUAAAACUGCUUUUAAUACAACCUGAAACAAACAUGAAAAGAAUUUAGGACAAUCAGUCAGUUAACUCUAAUUUCAGCUAUCUUCAUACCAUGCUAGGCCACUGUAUGAAAGCAAGCUCAGUUUCAUGUUUACAACCUAUUUAAUCAUGUUGUACAACUUAUCAAUUACUACAUUUGAAUUAGCUUUUGAGAAACAUUUUGUAAGAUUAGGAAACUUCCCAUUUAGAUCCUAUAAAUACUGUAGCAGUUCUGUGAUUACAGGUUACUUAUUUUUAACUGAUUCAUUUGCAUAAAAGACUCAAUGUUCUCUUUCAACUGCCUAGUUUAUCUGAUAUUAGCUGUAAUAUCAGACGAACUAGGAAUUUCAAAUUAAAUACUUCUUUCCCUCCUUACUGUGAAAUCAUAAUGAAUGUGUACUGAAGUGAAAUGAUAAAACUAUCUAAAGAAAAACCUCUGUUUAUGUAACUGUGGCUGUGAAACGACAAUAUCUACAGUAUAACAUGUUUGAUUAAAUGACUUGUGAGAACAGCAUCUCCAUCUCAACAGUUUUUCAACAAUUCGCCCUUGCUCAGUUUCUACUCUGACAGUAACUGCAUGUAAGAAUCAGUCUGUGAAUAGUUUAUUAAUUAGGAUGUGUCCUGCUGCUGCUGCUGCUGUUGUUGUUGUCCUGCUGCUUGUCUCUUCUUCACUGUCAAUAAAUUAUGAAACCUG